Molecule: messenger RNA, 489 nt
Organism: Sclerotinia sclerotiorum 1980 UF-70
Lineage: Eukaryota; Fungi; Ascomycota; Leotiomycetes; Helotiales; Sclerotiniaceae
Exons: 2
Coding region: 1-489 (162 amino acids)
Source: RefSeq, a predicted model, not a curated record
AUGUACAGAGGAGUAUGUUCAAAGACAAAGGAAGGCGAAAAACUCAAACUUCUCCAUGACGGCUCCAUGUUGUUCAACAGCUCGAGAAAUGGAAAAUCUACAUGUUCAUCGUUCUAUUCUGGCCUAUGGCAUUUGUUUGAUUACAGCAGGCAUGAAAGCGUAGCCGUAGAAACAUUGUUUAGCUUCAAGCUUCAAGUUUCUUCAAGUCACAAGUUUUCGAAAAGAGAGAUAACGGAAAAUGAAUUUUCCAUUGGCUGCUGCGAGAUAAUAGACCCGACUGCCAAAGUCGACCCCUCUAUCAGGCUAAAGAAUCGAUCCAAACAAACUUCUCCAUCUACGCAGGUCUCGCCUCGAAAUCUAUAUAACAUCCUGCUGUCUUUGCGGCAGUAUCACGAGCAUGUCGGAAUUACAAUUGUAAAGUCCAUCAGAUUGGCGUUCGAGUUGGCAAAAGAACGAAUGUUAUCGAUUGACCCUUCAAACCUUGGCUAA